Brugia malayi is the source of this 2118-nucleotide messenger RNA. RefSeq lists its product as uncharacterized. The record is from RefSeq and is a predicted model, not a curated record. Gene Ontology annotation, cellular component: membrane. NCBI's taxonomy places the organism in Eukaryota, Metazoa, Nematoda, Chromadorea, Rhabditida, Onchocercidae. Gene Ontology annotation, molecular function: protein binding; calcium ion binding. Gene Ontology annotation, biological process: cell communication. The coding region runs from base 1 to 2118 and encodes 705 amino acids. The transcript is spliced from 14 exons.
AUGUACGUUCACGUUUGCGUUGGUGUUGGAUUUGAACAUCGAAAAUUUCAUCGUGAUUGCUCGUUACUGCAUCAUAAUUCACGUGUUAUUGCUGGCACACAACUAUUAAGUAAUUAUAAUGUUAGCAUACCAUUUGAUGUUCGAUGGCCAAUAAAGAAUGUUUCACUUCUGGUUGAGAUGCGACAUGAACCCAAUAAGGCAAUUAUGUUUCGAUCGGAGAAUUUUCUUCAAUUAUCACCGUCCAAUGAUAUUUUAAAAAUUACUGAGGAAAAAGGUGGUACAAAAAUUGAAUAUGAUGUUAAAGUGGAAUGUGGUACGAAUUAUUAUGGACCAGAAUGCGCCAUCUUUUGUAAUCCAAGUAUUGGCAGUUUUCACUUCAAAUGUUCAUCGGAUGGACGACGUUUAUGCGAAGAUGGUUGGAGUGGACACAAUUGUGAUGACCCAAUUUGCGCUAAUGGUUGUAUUAAUGGAUAUUGUGUUUCACCAGGAAUAUGCAAAUGUCGUAAUGGUUGGCAAGGUGAUAAUUGUGAUCGUUGUAAACCACAGUUUGGUUGUAAACAUGGUUAUUGUAAUAAACCAAAUGAAUGUAUUUGUGAGAAAAAUUGGGGUGGAACAUAUUGCGAUAAAGAUUUAGACUAUUGUUUUCAUCAUUCACCAUGUUUAAAUGGUGGAAAAUGUUCAAGUGGUGGUUUACAAAAUUAUUAUUACUGCAAUUGUACCAAUGGUUUUAGUGGACAAAACUGUGAAAUUAAAGUAGAUCCAUGUGCUAAUGUAAAUUGUGGCAAAUAUGGUCAAUGUAAAAUUUCAUGGAAUUCUGCGAGUAAAUAUUUAUGCUAUUGUGAUACGACCCAUUAUGGUGAUCACUGUCAAUAUCGUUUAAAUUUGGAUCAAAAUCAUCCAACAAAUAAUGCUCAUUUUCAAUCAGGAAGUUGCAAAUUAUCAAAUUCAGAAUAUAUACCACCUGGAUUUACCUGGACUACAGUUGAUUGUCGACAAUGUUUAUGUCAAAAAGGUGAUAUUAUCUGUUCAGAGAAACGAUGUGAAUCACGUGAUUGCUCUCAUAAUGAUUCAAAUUUAGAUAAUUCUCUUAUAUGUCCAAAAGAUCAGCACUGUGUUAUUGUCACAGAAGAUGAAUGUCUCAAAGGAAAAUGCGAAUAUCCACGUGGACGAUGUCUUUCAUGGUUGCAAAUAAAUAGUGAAACAGCGCGGCGCAUUUGUCAUGAACGUUUGAAUGCUAAUAACAAGAAUACACGUGAAUGUGCACGAAUGUAUCUUGAAUUUGAUAUCAAUAAUUUAUCAUCGGGAACAACAUCAGGUGAUGUUUGUUUUCAUUUGCUAUUAGAUGUAAACACAGCAAAUAUUACACAUGUUGGAUUCAAUUGCAAAUUAAUUUUAACUAAUAUUGUGCAAGUUGAUAUUAUAUCAUUACAAUUUGUAACGGAUGUUAUGAUGAUAAAAGAUUUCCUCAAGAAUCGUAUUCGUGAUCAUUUAACAGCAAGUCAAAUACUUGCUAAAGUUAUCCAAAUUAGUGAUAAUGAUAAUCAUGAUAAUAGCAAAAAUCAUAUGUUCAAUGCUAUUUUAACACUUCAAGAUUCUGCACUAUCACCAACUGCUGAUUUUACAAUGUUAACAACAAAACAAAUGCUUAUCAUAAUUAUUUGUCUAAUGUUACUGAUAAUUCUUAUCCUUCUAAAUAUUUCUAUCAUGAAGAAUGCACAUUUAUGCAUUAGUAAACGUUAUGAUAAUUCACGAUGCAAUGAUAAUUUAUUGGAAUUACAAUUAAAACAACCUGCAAAUGUUUAUACGACACAAACAUUAAUUAAAUCUAAAGAAAUGGAACAGAAUAAAUCAUUAUUGGAUGGUAUACGUGAAAUAUGUCAACAACCAUUAUUUUUUAACAAUUUAAAACGACAUUAUUCUACAACCGAAUCAUUUCAUUCAGGAACUGAUCGUGAAUUGGAAGAAAAUGAACAUAAUGCAAGGAUUUUGGAACAACGGCGAAUGAAAUCAAAAUUACGCAUUUUAAAUGAUUCACAAUUUGAUAAUUCAAUUUUAAAUCCAAUACGGUUACAAUUAACUGGUAAUAAUGUACAAUUAUACACAUCAAAAGAUUAUUGA